AUGGCGACUGGAAGGGGUGGAAGAAGCCUGAUGGGUCCUCUACUAGCAGUCAACUUUGUUGUGUAUCUCAUCAUACUUGGACUGGCCGGGUGGUCUCUUGAUAAGUACAUAGAUGGUGAACAGAAUCACCCACAUCUAGGUGGGAAUCCAUCAACAAGCUUUAUGCUGAUAUUUGCCUUGAUAGCUGGGGUCACCGGUGCCUGUUGUGUGGUGGCCGAGUUCCUGCAUUAUAAAGCAUGGACAAGUGACAGUUUGGCCGCUGCAGCUUCUUCAGCAAUCAUCUCCUGGGCCAUUACAGCCUUAGCCGCUGGUCUGGUGUGCAAGGAGAUCAUAUUGGGAGGAUACAGAGGAAAGCGGUUGCAAACAUUGGAAGCCCUUAUCAUAGUAUCAACAGUGAGCCAGUUACUGUAUCUGGUGCUUCUUCAUGCUGGGUUGUGGAGUAGAAGGUAUGGUCCAGGUUACCGCAGCAGCUAUGGCACUUAG
This is a messenger RNA of Vitis vinifera (wine grape), 483 nucleotides long. Its product is annotated as membrane protein PM19L. The record is from RefSeq and is a predicted model, not a curated record. Bases 1 to 483 code for a protein of 160 amino acids. The transcript is spliced from 4 exons. Lineage: Eukaryota; Viridiplantae; Streptophyta; Magnoliopsida; Vitales; Vitaceae.